GGCUCAGUAGCUGCAGGAGGACUUUGUGUGGUCCAUGGCUGGCGUUAUGGUUGAAAUGUUGCUGGCGGUGCUGUCUGUGACUCUGCUGCUUGUUCCAACACAGGGAUGGAAACAUGUCGGUUGGACUCAACUUGCUAAUUCCGAUGAGCCGGAGCAGUGGCGUAAACCACAAAUCGUUACCUUGCCAGAUGACAGUCCCUUCUUAGACAGUGAGAAGGAUGAAGCUCCUGAGUAUGUACUCCCUGGAGUUAAAGGUGCCUCCACUGUGGAAAACAUCAACCCUUUUACUGACCAUGGAUUCCAGGUAGAUGACCAUCCAAGGAGCUGGAACAGCGAUGCCGAUGGCUUUCAGAUGGAAUUCGCAGAUGCCCCUCCAAAGAGCUGGACCAGCAGUCAUAGUUCUUCUGUGUUGGAGGUGGUCUGUAGUGAAGUUGGCUUCCAGAUUACACUCCUAGCUGGUUCAUUAAGUGAAGUCACAGUUUUGGGGUCAAAGAAACUUUUACCUGUCAUGGAUGCUCCCAAAUCUUGUGGUUAUGAAGUGGACUCUUUCACCAACACCUUGACUGUCCCCUUUACUGGGUGCAAUGUGAAACAUACUGAUCGCUACAGCCUGCAGUUGUUGUAUGUAGAUGAGAUUGGUCAAACACAAGUUGCUACAGCAUCUUGUGAGGAAAAUCCCAAGUUUGGCCCUCGAUUCAGUGGCAAAUCCAAAUCAAAGUGCUCCAAACCAGUGUCUACCCCACCGCCCUCAAAUCCAUCGACUCAUUCAAGUUGUGAUAUUCCCUCGGCGGAGCAGUUGGCUUGUGGUUUGAAAGGGAUAUCUUCCUCAACCUGUGAGAUGAGGGGAUGCUGUGCUUCGUCUUCCGGCUGCUACUACCCGCUCGAUGCAUGCACCGCGGGAAACUUUGUUUUUGCCAUUCGGUUUGACUCGACAUCCAUCCCUUUGGAUCCCACCAAGCUCAUUAUUCCCGGGAGUCCAAAUUGUAAACCAGUCCUUGUUAAUGACAAGGUGGCCAUCUUUAAGUUUAAAGUUACAGAAUGUGGAGCUCGGUCUUAUGAAGUUGGUGAGACAACAAUCUACCUGGCUGAAGUGCAAUCUGUUAUACAAACUUUGAAUCUCAAGUAUGGCAUCAUAACCAGAAGCAAUCUUCUCAAGUUUAUGGUUGAAUGCCGCUACAACAAAUUGGGGGCCAGUCAGCAGGAACUUGCCACUGUCGGCUACAUGGUCCAGACCCCAAGUUCCAGCUUGCCAUCAUCCAUUAUCUCACAUGGUUUAUAUGGUGUCACACUAAGAAUUGCUCAUGAUGAGACCUAUUCAAGCUACUUUCCUACUUACCAUCAGCCCUUGCGACUGCUCCUUGGCAAGCCAGUGUAUCUUGAACUGCUCCUGAAGUCUCCAAAACCAGAUGCAGUAAUUCUUGUCAACUACUGUUUAGCUUACCCUCGCUCUGCAAAGAAUGCUCUGGUGCUAAUUUAUGAAGGGUGUGCCAAUCCUUAUGAUCCAACUUCAGCUGUCCUUAAAGUCAUUGACCUUCCCAAAAAUCGUCACCAAAGGCGCUUCCUGGUCCAGGCCUUCCAGUUUAUGGAUCAAAAAACAAACAAGUAUCUUGAUGAAGAAAUCUAUUUUAUGUGUUCCACAGAAGUUUGUAGGACCGAUGAAAAGACUUGUGGAGAACAGUGUUUUGAUGGAAAGGUCAAUAUUCCAGUGUUGCCAGAUCUCGCGAGACAAAUAAGCAACCUGGGGCCAGUGAAAACAAGCCCAAAACAAGCGACUUUUUCUACGGGGCCCCACUAA
Etheostoma cragini (Arkansas darter) is the source of this 1795-nucleotide messenger RNA. Its product is annotated as zona pellucida sperm-binding protein 4-like. Gene Ontology annotation, molecular function: structural constituent of egg coat; acrosin binding. The transcript is spliced from 14 exons. Bases 35 to 1795 code for a protein of 586 amino acids. Gene Ontology annotation, biological process: prevention of polyspermy; binding of sperm to zona pellucida. Gene Ontology annotation, cellular component: egg coat. NCBI's taxonomy places the organism in Eukaryota, Metazoa, Chordata, Actinopteri, Perciformes, Percidae. The record is from RefSeq and is a predicted model, not a curated record.